Striga asiatica is the source of this 351-nucleotide messenger RNA. Lineage: Eukaryota; Viridiplantae; Streptophyta; Magnoliopsida; Lamiales; Orobanchaceae. The record is from the annotation of a GenBank genome assembly.
AUGUGGAGAUUGUUAUAUCCUGAAUCACGUUUGAUCCAUGCGACUCAGGUGGCAAACCGAGUGAUAUGCGUUCAAAAGGGUAUCAAGAAGUCGAUCACACAUGUUGUAUCUUGUACCAGUUGUACCUCAGCGUACACCCCUGUACUCGAUGAUUGCAUGGAUGCGUGGCUCAGUGACGAUCACGAUCGACUAACUUACAAAAGGUACAUUCUCCCGACGUGCUGUGAAUUCAAUAAGGUACGACAGAGGGUUGAUGAAAUCAAGUAUGAGGAUGAUUUUGGAGAGCUUUCAUCUAAGCCAUCUAAAAAUUUAGAUGUGCAAAGAAGGGCCUUGUGCAGCUCCAGUCUUUAG